Messenger RNA from Fusarium poae, 2607 nucleotides. RefSeq lists its product as uncharacterized. The transcript is spliced from 9 exons. The coding region runs from base 1 to 2607 and encodes 868 amino acids. The record is from RefSeq and is a predicted model, not a curated record. NCBI's taxonomy places the organism in Eukaryota, Fungi, Ascomycota, Sordariomycetes, Hypocreales, Nectriaceae. Gene Ontology annotation, biological process: carbohydrate metabolic process. Gene Ontology annotation, molecular function: UDP-glycosyltransferase activity; hexosyltransferase activity.
AUGUACAACAACGACAGACCGUUACCUAAGCCACCAGCGCUGAGGCACCCAUCGUCAUUUACACCAUAUGAAGCAGGCCCGGGUAACGACGCUAUGCCGGACGAGGCUCUCCCCCAAUAUGCGGAACAACCCGCAGCUGCUGAACAAAUCUUGGACGAAGCAGCAGGAGCGACGGCCGAUGGGCGCAUCGACGUAAAUCUCGAUUCUAAACUUUGCAGAACCCUCUCCCUGCUUGUUGAACGUAAUGGGCCUAAGCAGCUAAAUUUCGACCGGCCUGUUAGCAUUGCACCUCCCGCCUAUACUGAGCAGACCGAAUGGAAUAUUCGUUUGAACAUUGUCAUUCAAGUUGUCGGUAGUCGAGGAGACGUUCAACCUUUCGUCGCGCUCGGUAACGAGCUCCAACGCCAAGGUCACAGAGUUCGCCUCGCUACUCACGAUACCUUUGCCGACUUUGUACUUAAAUCCGGCCUCGAGUUCUAUCCUAUUGGCGGUGAUCCGACCGAGUUAAUGGCGUAUAUGGUUAAAAACCCCGGUCUAAUCCCUUCUAUAAAGAGCCUCCGUGCUGGUGACAUCCAGAAGAAACGUCUUAUGAUUGCUGAGAUGCUGGAAGGCUGUUGGCGGUCAUGUGUUGAGCCUGAUCCUCUGAACCAACAGCCGUUUGUUGCCGACGCCAUUAUUGCGAACCCGCCAAGCUUCGCCCACGUUCAUUGCGCUCAAGCGCUCGGUAUCCCACUACAUCUCAUGUUCACUAUGCCCUGGAGCAGUACGAAGCACUUUUGUCACCCUUUGGCCAACAUCAAUGCUAACAAUAGUGGUAUCUCGACUGCCGUCGCUAACCAAAUUUCGUAUAUGGCUGUUGAAUGGAUGACAUGGCAAGGACUCGGCGAUAUCAUCAAUACAUGGAGGCAAAGCCUGGAUUUAGAGGACAUCCCUUUUUCUGAAGGCGCUGGCUUGCUUGAGACACUGCAGAUCCCUUUCACUUAUUGCUGGUCCCCAGCACUCAUUCCGAAGCCUCUCGAUUGGCCGGAUUACAUUGACGUGUGCGGCUUCUUCUUCCGCGACGCACCACAGUAUAUCCCCGAUUCUGACCUUGGAGCCUUUUUACGCGAUGGAGCUCCACCUAUAUACAUUGGCUUUGGAAGCAUUGUUAUUGACGACGCUGAUAAGCUGACGGCCAUACUGGUAGAUGCUGUGAAAGCGACAGGCGUUCGCGCAAUCAUCUCCAAAGGAUGGAGUAAGUUGGGCGCUAAUCAGCCAGCCGAUAGGGACAUCUUCUAUCUUGGAGACUGCCCGCAUGAAUGGCUGUUCCAACAAGUCACAGCUGUUAUCCAUCAUGGCGGAGCUGGGACGACCGCAUGUGGGUUACUUAAUGGAAAACCAACGGCCAUUGUGCCCUUCUUUGGCGACCAACCCUUCUGGGGCACCAUGGUCCAUGCUGCAGGUGCAGGCCCCAUGCCGAUCCCUCAAAAGAUUCUUAAUAGUCAAAACCUCAGUCAAGCCAUCAGGGAUUGUUUGACUCCCGGUGCGCUGGCGGCUGCAAGAGGCAUGGCAGAGAAGAUGCGACAAGAAAACGGAGUCAGACAGGCUGUUAACUCUUUUCACGCCAAUCUUCCCCUGGAUAAAAUGCGUUGCGAUAUUAUUCCUGGAUUGCCGGCUGCUUGGUCUUACAAAACGGGGUCGCAGCAUCUCAAACUUUCGAAAGCGGCGGCAGAGAUUUUAACAGAUAGCGGCAGGGUCAAAUGGGUCGACCUUAAGCGUUACGAGUCUCAGCCCAUAGACAUACAGCGCAGAAGGUGGGAUCCCCUCACGGCUGUCAUCUCGUCGGGGUUCAAGAUGUAUGCUGGCAUGUUGGCCUCAGCAGCAGACAUUGUUAUCAAGCCAGCACAGGUAUUGAUGGCAGAGAGACCUAACACUGGAGACCCAAAACUGAUUGGGAAUUCGAACACACAAGCAUUAGAAGACCCAGUAUACGGUAGAUAUGCUGCGCUUGACCUGCCUUCUGGCAAUCAGAACAGGAGGAACCACAAAAGCCGCGCAGGUGCUGCCGUUGCUGGAUCUGCCGGUGCUUUCGGCGGAUUCUUCAAGGCCGUCACAAAGGGCGUCUACCUUGAUAUACCGCACGCACUUGAGGAGGGUAUGCGCGUUGCUCCACGACUGUAUGGUGGUGAGGUGUAUGACCCUGGUCCUGUGACAGAUUGGAAAUCAGGGGGUAUCGCUGCGGGGAAGAAUUUCAGCCACGGAAUUUUAGAGGGAGUCGGUGGGCUGGUCAUGUCACCUGUGCGAGGUGCGAAGAAGGAAGGAGCAGUAGGCGCAGCCAAGGGUGUGGGAAUCGGAGUCCUCAACCUCACCACAAAGGUAUCAUCAGGAACCCUAGGGCUACUCACGUUUACUAGCCAGGGCGCCUACAAGAGUGUGCGUGCUUCCAUGCGGAAGGAUACGCGAAAAACCAUCAAGCAGUCAAGGCGGGCCGAAGGCAUCGCCAUCGUGCGAGAGGGCAAACAGCGUGUCGAUGCAGGAACGUUACCAACUAAUACUACAUCUGUCCUCAAACAGGGUCCCGGGUCCAAAUCUCUGGCCGUUUCCUUCCAGGCCGGAACCCUCGCUUAG